Acomys russatus (golden spiny mouse) is the source of this 1480-nucleotide messenger RNA. RefSeq names its product secretory carrier membrane protein 3 (gene Scamp3). Gene Ontology annotation, cellular component: trans-Golgi network membrane; recycling endosome membrane. Lineage: Eukaryota; Metazoa; Chordata; Mammalia; Rodentia; Muridae. The transcript has 9 exons. Gene Ontology annotation, biological process: protein transport. The record is from RefSeq and is a predicted model, not a curated record. The coding region runs from base 127 to 1182 and encodes 351 amino acids.
AACCAAUUGGAGCACAGAGGAGCGGGGUAGACCAGGCGCACCGGAGGGAGUUCUCAGGGCCUCUGCCGCCGCUGUACUGCCGCGGCAGGGGCGUGGAGGGCCGGGGCGGCCGGGCUAGUUGCAAACAUGGCUCAGAGCAGAGACAGCGGGAAUCCAUUCCCUGACUCAGGCGAGCUUGACAACCCCUUUCAGGACCCAGCUGUGAUCCAACACCGGACAAGCCAACAGUAUGCCACACUUGAUGUCUACAACCCAUUUGAGAACCGAGAGCCCCCACCAGCCUAUUCGCCUCCUGUCCCAGCCCCAGCACCAGCACCAUUGCCGCCACCCUCAGCUCCCUCUGUCCAGUCCUCAAGAAAGCUCAGUCCUACAGAGCCCAAGAACUAUGGCUCCUACAGCACUCAGGCCUCAGCUGCCGCGGCCACCGCCGAGCUGCUGAAGAAGCAGGAGGAACUCAACCGCAAGGCCGAGGAGCUGGACCGCAGGGAGCGAGAGCUGCAGAACGUUGCCCUGGGUGGCACAGGCACUCGACAGAACAACUGGCCUCCCCUACCGUCUUUUUGCCCAGUGCAGCCUUGCUUUUUCCAGGACAUCUCUAUGGAGAUCCCCCAAGAAUUUCAGAAGACAGUGUCCACCAUGUACUACCUCUGGAUGUGCAGCACUUUGGCUCUCUUCCUGAACUUCCUCGCCUGCCUGGCCAGGUUCUGUGUGGAUGCCAGCAGUGGCUCAGGCUUUGGGCUGUCUAUGCUCUGGCUCCUCCUCUUCACACCCUGCUCCUUUGUCUGCUGGUACCGCCCGAUGUAUAAGGCUUUCCGGAGUGAUAGUUCAUUCAAUUUCUUCGUUUUUUUCUUCAUUUUCUUCGUCCAGGAUGUGUUCUUUGUCCUCCAGGCCAUUGGCAUCCCAGGGUGGGGCUUCAGCGGCUGGGUCUGUGCUCUGGUGGUGGUGAAAGGCAACCCCGCCGUGGCUGUGCUCAUGCUGCUGGUUGCACUGCUCUUCACUGCCAUCGCUGUGCUGGGAAUUGUGAUGCUGAAGCGGAUCCACUCCUUGUACCGCCGGACAGGUGCCAGCUUUCAGAAGGCCCAGCAAGAAUUUGCCGCUGGUGUCUUCUCUAACCCUGCAGUUCGAACAGCUGCAGCCAAUGCAGCUGCGGGGGCUGCUGAAAAUGCCUUCAGGGCCCCAUGAUCCCUACUGGGGUGCCCUGGCCCAGCCACCGUGCAAACUAAGAUAGCCCCCUAUCCCUGGAGUCUCUGGGAUUCAGAGGGACAUCACCACUUGGUUACUUCUAUGGAGCUCUUAAUUCCAUGACUCUAACCGACUUGGAGGUGUGGGAAGCCCACUGUGACUCAGUCAUUACUUGCCUUUAUCUCCCAUCUGGCCACAUUGCUGUCACCUCUCACAUACCCCAAACCCAGCUUCCCUCUGCUGUGCCAAGGAUGUCUUCUUCCGUUAUUUAAAUUAAAAAAAAAAAAAAGUGUAACUG